Messenger RNA from Tremella mesenterica DSM 1558, 696 nucleotides. RefSeq lists its product as uncharacterized. NCBI's taxonomy places the organism in Eukaryota, Fungi, Basidiomycota, Tremellomycetes, Tremellales, Tremellaceae. The transcript has 3 exons. The record is from RefSeq and is a predicted model, not a curated record. The coding region runs from base 1 to 696 and encodes 231 amino acids.
AUGAAACCUCGUGAUGCUCCUACACCUUCUGCGUCCGCCCUUCCUUCGACCAUCCCAUCUGAUAUCGCUGAAGGUCUUGGUAUUUUAAAAUCCUGGUUUGGCAAACAUCGUCAUUCUUCAUCUUCCUCAGCUUCAAGUGAAACUUCAACUUCAGACACUUCUACCUCUCCGUCUGCGGAACCGACUUCAUCUGGAGUUGGAAUUCCCGACGAGGAUGAUAGUUUUGAGGAAUACAUCUUGAAAUUGCACAAUGAUUUCCGAGCUGCCUAUGGUGCUGGACCUUUGACAUACAACAGUACACUUGCAGAAUACGCUCAACAUGUGUCGGAUUCAUGUGAUUUCACACAUACCAACGGUCCAUGGGGAGAGAAUCUUGCCGCGGUAUCUGGUUUCGAUGACAGUACCGGCGAAGGUUUCCAAGAAUGGGCGUCCGAAGCUGCUUACUACGAUUGGUCCAACCCCACCUUCUCCGAUUCAACCGGUCAUUUUACUCAAACCGUUUGGAAAGCAACAACGGAGGUCGGUUGCGCAAUGUCAAACUGUCCUGGAGAUACAAUCUUCCCUACAUUAAACCAAAACUCCUCGUUCUUGGUAUGCGAGUACUACACCGCGGGAAACAUCAUCCUUCUUGGUGAUCCUGGUGCAUACUUCCGUAUCAAUGUCGGCGAAUACCAAAACAACACUUCAUCGUCAUGA